AUGGCCACUAGUUUUGACUGGUCAAAUUUCACCAUCGACGGGAACAACACGCUUCCGACCAAUUCCACAAUAGCUUGGCCCCCUAUUCCAGAUGAUCAAAGGAGGUCCCUCCAGCCGGAUAUCUUUGUCUGCGCAAUUCUCACAUGGCUGAUCGCCUUGGCAUUCGUCGUGCUUCGCUUCUACACCCGAGGCUGGCUCAACCAUGUUCUCGGCCCAGCCGACUGGUUCUUGUUACCGGCUCUUCUUUUUGCCGCCGGUGUCACGGCCAGUUCACUUGAACAGGCGUGCCGGGGCGCAGGGAAACAUUAUUGGCAAGUGGACUUCUGGUCAGUGCCGGACCUCGAGAAAGCGGCCUGGUACGGCAUCCUCUUCUACACCCUGAGCCUUGUCUUCACUCGAAUCUCCAUUCUGCUGCUGUAUAGGCGGAUUUUCACCUACAGCUGGACCAAGAAAGCCAUCCAGGUUGUUCUAACCCUCGUAAUUGCCAUCGGCAUAUGGCUGGUGGCAUCUGUAUGCACCGCAUGCGUCCCGCUCGAGGCGUUUUGGAACUGGGGGCUCUUUUACACACAGCCUGUUUUUUGCCAACCUCCAAACUUGUGGUGGGGUAAUGCGGCCUUACACAUCGUAUGCGAUCUGGUCAUAAUGACGCUGCCGUUACCUGUUCUGUCGUCGCUCAAGCUCCCGAGGAGACAAAAGAUUGCCCUCAUUGGCGUCUUUGCUCUUGGAUUUAUCAUCUGCAUCAUCUCCAUUCUACGCCUCGUUACACUCAUCAACGUCCAGGCACAGGCACAGCAAUCACUAGAUUCGACAUACACGAGCGCCAAGCUCAUCUUCUGGACGUCGGUAGAGGUUAAUGCUUCGAUAUGCUGCGCGUGCAUGAUGACCUUGAAGCCCCUCAUCCAAAGAUGGUUUCCGAGUCUCCUAUCCUCACGCUACGCUCGCGACCGGAGCCUUCCAUGGAUCACGCCCCUUACCAACAGGAACUCGAGACAGUCCUUUUCGCGUCCAAUCACACGUCAUGUCAGCCACCCAAGCGGCACUUCGGGCUGCGGGAGCAAGGGAAGCGUGCUGCCGCAACUGGAGGAAUUCGAGGGAGGGCAUUGCUUGGGGGUGCUGAAGCCUGAGGAUCUCGAGGCGCAGCGCACGGGCAGCAUCUCGACUGUUGCAUGUGACGAGGAAGCAGCCGGCGCUCUCCGGGCUCCGCCCAAGGCUCAUUUGCGACUCUCUAUCCACGUGACGAGAUCCGUCGAGGUGACAAAGGUCCCAGAAAGCCCAGUUCCCGUCUCGGGAGACAAUAGAUAG
This is a messenger RNA of Lasiosphaeria miniovina, 1302 nucleotides long. RefSeq lists its product as uncharacterized. The coding region runs from base 1 to 1302 and encodes 433 amino acids. The transcript is spliced from 6 exons. Lineage: Eukaryota; Fungi; Ascomycota; Sordariomycetes; Sordariales; Lasiosphaeriaceae. The record is from RefSeq and is a predicted model, not a curated record.